UAUCACCCCAAUCUGCACAAUUAGACCAUCACAAUGAGGAUCGUCGAUCCCCAAUCCGCCACCCUUACCAACAUAGAGGUCCUGGCCUACCUAACGGCCAACCCUCCACGGCGACCACCGAACCCGCCGCCGAACUCAAGAAACUGGGUUCCCAGUCCGGAUCUACGGGACCAUAACACCGUUGUUAAGGAGAUACACAACUACGUCACCCGACUCUCCCCCCAUCUCCUCAACUACCCCAAAUACACGCAUCUCACCCCCGCCCAAAUACAAGCUCAGGCACAGUCGACCACAACAACAGCCAUCCCACCAUCCCAGAUCAACGCCCCCACGCCGCUCGACCAUGCGCUCCGGGAACUCGUCACCAGGUUACAGCCCUACGGGCUCACCAAGGGUGAGGUGCUGAUGAUCGUGAACCUGGGGGUGGGGUUACAUGCACCCGCGACGGAAGGAGAGGAUGGUGAAGAGGCGGGUGAGGGAGGAGAAGAAGAAGAAGAAGAGGAAGAAUAUGAUGAGAACGCAGAGCAGCAAGUUAAUGGUGGAGAGGAUACGAAUGGGAUGAUGGAGGUGGAUGGGGCCGAGGAAGGACAGGGAGGGCAAGGGGAAAUACCAGAGGAAGAUUACGGGGCGUUGGCGCUGUUGGAUACGGUUAUUGAGGAGCGCGAGGAGAGAUUGAGUAAUGAGGAUGUGAACAAUGUUUUGGCGAUUAUUCGGGAGACGUUGGGGUCGGGGAUGAAGGGAUCGGAGGGGGAGGGGAUAGAUGAGGAGGGAUAG
Aspergillus eucalypticola CBS 122712 is the source of this 774-nucleotide messenger RNA. RefSeq lists its product as uncharacterized. Gene Ontology annotation, cellular component: RNA polymerase III complex. Bases 34 to 774 code for a protein of 246 amino acids. The transcript has 3 exons. Gene Ontology annotation, biological process: transcription initiation at RNA polymerase III promoter. Lineage: Eukaryota; Fungi; Ascomycota; Eurotiomycetes; Eurotiales; Aspergillaceae. The record is from RefSeq and is a predicted model, not a curated record.